This is a messenger RNA of Tigriopus californicus, 1585 nucleotides long. RefSeq lists its product as uncharacterized. Lineage: Eukaryota; Metazoa; Arthropoda; Copepoda; Harpacticoida; Harpacticidae. The transcript has a single exon. The record is from RefSeq and is a predicted model, not a curated record. Gene Ontology annotation, cellular component: cytoplasm; nucleus. The coding region runs from base 242 to 1585 and encodes 447 amino acids.
AAUCUGGGGGCAAAACCUGGUCACCUUUGACCAAUGUCAUGGUCUUGAAAUACUCCUUGGGCACCCUGAAGACCCUGAGUUUGUUGUGUUAUGUUUCUCCAGACAACUCUGCAUGUCUGAUCCCGAUUCUUGUAGUAUGUAUGUCGUCAAACUUCUUCUUGUGCCUUAAUGGGCGUUACUCGUUGAUCGAAUCCCAAGGUCGCAUGCAUUGUCGCCACCAUUGGCCCUAUGAGCUUGGGGUAUGAGCUCGGAGUCAGAGCCUCAACCUGGAUCUAGUCAUCAUCAUCAUUCUCCUCCUCGUCCUCCUCCGCCUCCCCAUCCCCCACGGACCUCUGAACCCAGUUCUUCGUCCUCGGAAGCGCUCCAGUGUCUCCAAACCCAGUAUCCUGACACUGAAGACGAAGACGAUCAACAGCUAGAAAGUGAGUUAGAAAGUGAGCCACGGAAGAGCCCGCGCAAACGCCGCCGCGAUUUGGGAGUCUGGGCCAAAUCUUGGCACGCCGAGAGUCAACCCUUGGACCUGGACGGCUUGCCCGUGGAUGAAUCCGGUGAUCUAGACGUCGAUCGGGUCCUCCAGGAUCCAGAUUUUGACCCGGGCACUUGGCUCUUGCACAAGAUCACUCAGAGUUUGUCUUUAGAGCCCGGGCAUGACGGAUUAACGGGUUUGGGGAGCCAACCCACGGAUUGGACUUUAGACGUGAGCACUUUUCAGCUCAAGCCCCGCCUCAAGCAAAGCCGGGACGAGGAGGCGUGCACUAGCGGCAGUUCUACCGCGGCAGGUGUCUCUAUCCCGGUCAAGAAGAAAUCCGUCCCGCCCAUUCCGGUGGAAGCCCCCGAUGCUAAAGCUGAGGCAUCUUUUCGCGUGCCCAAACUUCGUAACCGAAAGUUCAUUUUCCAACCAUUUAUCCGGUCCCCAGACCACGGGCAACUCGCUCAUGACCCUCAACGAGAGCCCGUGUCGGUGGUGAUUGCUGAGCAAUUAGCCGCAUCCUUUGGUUUGUACAUUUGGCCGUGUGCUCCGGUGUUGGCUUGGUACAUUUGGUUGCAUCAAGACGAAUUUGUGGGCAGAUCAGUGUUGGAAUUGGGAGCUGGCACUUCUUUACCCGGAUUACUGUGCGCCAAACUCGGAGCGGAGCGGGUGUGGCUUUCGGACAAAACGCGACAAACCCCUGUUUUGAAUAAUAUAGAACAGGGUGUGCGGUUAAACGGGUUGACCGAGAAAGUGAGCGUCAUUGGGCUGACUUGGGGUGAAUUUGACCCGGAUCUGUUUCUCUUCCAAAACGGCCAGCUCGAUUAUAUCAUCGGUUCGGAUCUGUUCUUCGAUCCCGAAGUGUUUGAACCGCUGAUCGUGACCGUAGCUCUCUUACUUGAAUUCAACCCGCAGACCCAAGUCCUGAUUGCCGUACAAGAGCGUUGCGGCGAAUGGUCCGUCGAGCGAUUGUUUCAUAAGUGGAACUUGCGAGGCGAUUUCAUCUACCCGGAAACGUUCCUCAAGGGAACCGGGAUCGAAGCGGCCGAUUUGACCGGCAAACACUCGAUUUCCAUCCUGAAGAUCUUUGCCGGCACCAAAGUCAAUCCAGAGUGA